This is a messenger RNA of Phytophthora nicotianae INRA-310, 1246 nucleotides long. RefSeq lists its product as hypothetical. The record is from RefSeq and is a predicted model, not a curated record. The transcript has a single exon. NCBI's taxonomy places the organism in Eukaryota, Oomycota, Peronosporomycetes, Peronosporales, Peronosporaceae. Bases 287 to 1024 code for a protein of 245 amino acids.
CAAGUUGACUGGGACUUGCACAAAUACUUCAAGUAACGAGACCGAUCAGAUCUAAGGUCUCCAUUACAAAAUGAGCAGACUGCUCUUUUGGUAAUGGAGACCAUGCUCAGCAUUCCUAUUCGAGCUUGCUGAGACGGUGACAGUGAGGAUCAUAGAGUUUGCUGCUCGUACAUCUCGGAUCUGCACGUUGGAUACCGCAAAGAGCGAUCGUUGCUAUCCUUCUCACUUUUGAAUCUGCCGCCUUCGAAGCACCAACCAAUUCUCCAGUCGAAGACUUUCACUCAAGAUGAACCUCCGCGCCUUCCUCGUCGCAGCCAUCGCUUCGUUCGCCGCCGUCAACGCUAAAGUCAGUCGCGUUAACCACGACAAAGUGCAGCCGUUCGCCCAGCUGCAGCCGAUCACUGACUCACAGAAGUCUGCUGUCAAGUACAAACCACAGCUCCACAUCUCGUAUGGAUGCCACCCGUACCCUGCCGUUCAAGCCAAUGGCUCGGCUAGUGGCGGUCUGGAGUGGUCUGGACCUGUUGAUGGAGACUGCACGGGUUCGCCGUUGGGCUCGCAAGUGUACUCUCGUUCGGCCUGGUACAAGGAGAAGUGGGCUAUCAUGUACGCUUGGUACUUCCCUAAAGGCCGCUACGGUAUAACAGGCCAUCGUCACUAUUGGGAGUACGCGAUCGUAUGGACAGACAGCGCCACCUCGACCAACUCGUCCAUCCAGGGCGUGUCAAUGUCCGCGGGUGUUGGUCACGCGAAGGCUACUCCCCCGAUGCUCAAGUACGUUGACGGGUCGAGUAUCAAACUCGACUCGUAUUUCAGUUUUAUGGGCAACAAGGCGGCGUUGCAGCUCACGAAGGAGCAUGGUGAGACCCAGGACCUCAUCACUUGGGACCAGUUGACAGUCGCUGCUCGCGAUACACUGAACAGCGACGCACUUGACGGCAACGUGUGGCUCACGAACAAGGACGAAGUGCCAUUCAAGGACGACAUCUUCAUGCAAAGACUGAAGAACGCCUUCCCUUUUUAGUUAGUGGAACGUCAAGGACAAUGAAUAAUACAGCAGUGAACCCUGUUCGUACAAGUGAGUGCACUUCUUAGUAUGCUGUUAUACGGGUGUGCCGAAGAUACUUUAAUUGUUUGUGAAGUGGAUGGACUCUUAACUGGUUCUGCUACAUAUCAAGGAUAAAAUUUAAUCAGUUUAAUAAGUGUUUUCUUAAACAAAGAAAAUGUAGAUGGAGUAAUUCACUGC